AUGGAGAAGACGGUGGUUAGCAGAAACACCACAGAGACAGAUCUCAGUUUGCUGCUGAAAUGUCUCAAGUGUCAGAUGAAACGCCCUGACUUGCAGAAACAGGCUCUCUAUACCAUUCGUUCCAUUUGUGAAAACAAAGAGGAAAACAUGGAUCUGCUGAGAGAAAUGGGAGGUGUGGCAUUUUUGUACAACCUCUCCAAAUCAAGCAUAGUCCAUCCAGGUGUUCAGGAGACUGCACUGGGCACACUGGGUGCACUGGCAGAGGCCAAUGUGUAUUGCAAGAAUUAUCUGUGCAAAAAGGAGACAUUUGCAGACCUCGCUGAUUGUUUGAGGAAACAAGAUGUCCGUCUGACACACAAGAGAGUGUCUGUCUUCUUGCUGUUUGUGUUGGUAGCCAACAACAAAGCAGGGCAGACUUUAGCCCAAACCACUGGAUGCCUAGCUGUCUUACUGGACCUGUUCAGGACCACUUUCCCCCUAUCUGCAGGUGCUGCGUCACACGCAGCUAAUGCUGCUGAAGUGCACCAGCUUUGGCAGUCUGCGUCUUGUGCCCUCUGUGGAUGUAUCAACAAUCCUCAAAAUGAGGAUGGUCAGCGUGUUUGUGUUGCUGUGUUUCCUGAGAUAAAAAUCUGGCUUCAGCAGAUUGACUUGCCCCACACUGAGAUUUUUCAGCCUCUAUGCUCCUUCAUAGCAAUGGCAGUUUCCAACAACUCAUGUGUUCAGGAAAGUUUCUCUGCUUGCGGGGGUUUGGAAACUCUCACUCGUGCACUGACUCGUGUUGCCUCCGCUGCACAGUCGAGCCUGCUGUCUUGUCAACUGUCUGCAAUGAUAUCCAAAACGCUGUCAGCUUGUAUCACAGAUAACUGUAUUCUUGCUUCAUGUGUGGCUCAGUACGGCGUGGUGUCACAGCUUUUGUCUCUGUUGGAGAGCCCACACCUGGACCCUGAAGACAGGCUCUCUGUUCUGCUGAGCCUUGGCUCCUGCACUGCAGUCUCUGAGGAACACCAGCUCCAGCUGCUGCAGUGUGGAGGUUUACCGGUGAUCAUAACUUUACUCACGGACGACACAAAUGAGGAGAUCAAAAGGGCAGCUACUUUCAUAUUGCAGACUUGCAAACAGGCCACCAUGUGCCUGGGAGAGCGCCACCGGCCGGCAGGAGGGGCUGAAAAUGCUGAUUCCCCGACACAUUUGGAAGACUUCUGGAAUUCAGCGGCAGAACUGCUCCAUAAGAUCGACCGGCUGAAAAGAAACGGUACAUCAGCCGAGGGGCAAAGUCACCUCGCAGUGAAGAAAAUCAACCCCGGCAAAUCUCAGACCAAUUUAGAGGACGUGUCUUGCUCAGCGUCCAGAGGUGCAGGAGCCCGGGUGUCUUCUCAUGUUCGGUCACUAGAGAGUGGUAGUGAGCCACAAACAGAAAACAGUCAUUUUUAUGAGUGCCCACAACCAGAGAACUGCAAGAACAGCAGAGAGAUUAAAAGAACUGCAGAGUUACAGGACAGUGAGACGGUCGAGGAAGUCCUGGUGGAGGGAAACUCAGUCUCUCAUAUCCGGUGUGCAGGCUGUGUGUUACCAUUUGAGGAAGUAACCAGCCGCAAUUUUGCAUCCAUCCUGAGCUCUUGCUGCCACAGAUGCGACAUGCACAAAGUUCUGCAAGAGGCCACAGAGAGAUUCAGGGUGCAGCACUGCAAGCUCUUGUUCAGGAAUGAGCGACAGUACGACAACCUGGACGGCAGAGGACCUGACAAGAGGCCUUCGGCCACAGGACUACAGAGAGACUGUGAAAAAUGGAGCACAGUUACUCUGACUCCACUGCGCAGAAGAGCGAAAGAGGAAACAUCCGUCCCCUACAACAGAGCUGGUCCGAGCCUGACACCCAUGAAACGGCAACACCUUCCUGCAGAUAGAUCUGCAGUGACAGAUAGAGAGAGAAGGAGAAGUGGAAAACCAAAGCUUGAUAACCAGCAGACGACUGACAGUGACUAUUGCGACACAAGAAGGAGGCGGAGGAACUUCACCUGCGAGGAGGUGCAUUACCUGCUGAGCGGAGCGAGGCGGUACGGCGGCUCCUGGACCUCUUGUGGUCAUACCCAUUUCAGCCCGGACGCACCAACGUCGAUCUGGCCAUGAAGUACAGACGGCUGCUGAAACGUGAAGCCCAAGACGCUGGCUGUGUGUGAAUAUCCUGAGACUCGGUGGCCUCCAGCUUGAAGUGAUCUGCAAGGUCUUCAUUUUGAUGUCUAAUUAUUUAAAUCCAGAAUGAAUUGUUUAUAUGUUGUAUUCUCAAUGACUGCUUGAUUUUUAGUGCUUUGCCUGUGGCUGUACUGUCAGAUGUUUUCACUUGCAGUCUUUUGGUGUUUUUCAGACUGUCAGAUUUGACAGAUUGUCAAAAUGUUAUUUAAUUGUAUUUAAAGAAAACGUUAUGUUUCAUUCUCUGUUUUGUAACUAGAAGCCACGACUUGAUAUUGGCUGAGUGAGUUUUCGAUGUGGAUUUCUGUUUAAGAGUCAAAAUGGUAUAACUUUCUUGACAUGGGAGUAAAC
Molecule: messenger RNA, 2538 nt
Organism: Salarias fasciatus (jewelled blenny)
Lineage: Eukaryota; Metazoa; Chordata; Actinopteri; Blenniiformes; Blenniidae
Gene: terb1
Product: telomere repeat binding bouquet formation protein 1
Exons: 19
Coding region: 1-2127 (708 amino acids)
Biological process (GO): homologous chromosome pairing at meiosis; meiotic attachment of telomere to nuclear envelope
Molecular function (GO): protein binding
Source: RefSeq, a predicted model, not a curated record